AGGUCUGUGCCCAUGGGGUGUUGCCCAGCAGGACGGAUCUUUUCUCCAGACUUGGCUUGUGGGCACCAGAGCAGAGCAGCAGCACGGUGCUGUGGGACAGGGCACCCUGGGGUGAGAUGUUCCCUGCCCUGAAGAGAGAGCCCAGGCAGGAGGAUGAAGCACAGGGACACGCUGGGCUGCUCACUCCAUAGGCGCUGGAGAGAGGCCACCCCUCUGCUCGGGGCUGCUCACCAUGUUCCACCUCUUCUCCCACUGCUGGUCGUGGCUGCAGGCCAUACAGGAGCCCGUCAGGAAGGUGACCAUCCUUGUCAUGGGGCUGGACAAUGCAGGGAAAACCUCGGUCAUCAUGGACAUGGAGAGAGCGCUGGCCGGGGAGGUGCUGCCCGAGGCUCAGCCCGGCCGGACCCGCCUGCGGGUGGAGAGGUUCGAGGUGACGCUGCUGGACGUGCCCGGGGGGCAGCGCUCCCGCGGCGCCUGGCGCAGCCACUGCAGCGAGGCGCACGGGCUGCUCUUCGUCCUGGACUCCGGUGACCUGGCACGGAUGGACGAGGCCCGCAAGGUCCUGAGCCGCGUCCUGAGCCACCCUGAUGUCUCCGGGAAGCCCCUCUUGCUGCUGGCCAACAAGCAGGACUCGGCAGCCGCUCUGCUGCCCUGCGAGCUGAUCGAGCGGCUGUGCCUGGAGCGCCUGGUGAACGAGAACCGCUCUCCGUGCCGCAUCCGCUGUCCUCACCCCUGCUCUGCUCUGUCCCACAGGGAGCGGCAGCCCCCCGGGGAAAGCGCUCGGAAGGGCGGCGAGCGGCGGGGCGAGCAGAGGGGCGAGCAGAGGGGCGAGCAGAGGGACGAGCAGAGGGGCGAGCAGCGGGGAGAGCAGCGGGGAGAGCAGCGGGCACUGCGCCCCGUCUGCCGCCUCCUGCCCCUGGUGAGUGAGACCCCGGCAUGGGACAGGCUGGAAGGGGAGCUCUGCCGCCCUCCGCUCAUCCCCCUGUCCCUGCCCAGGAGGAGAGCGCUAAGGGCGCCCGCAGGAGGAAGAGGAAGGUGA
This is a messenger RNA of Catharus ustulatus (Swainson's thrush), 1039 nucleotides long. RefSeq names its product ADP ribosylation factor like GTPase 13A (gene ARL13A). The coding region runs from base 233 to 1039 and encodes 268 amino acids. The transcript is spliced from 5 exons. The record is from RefSeq and is a predicted model, not a curated record. Gene Ontology annotation, cellular component: ciliary membrane; non-motile cilium. Lineage: Eukaryota; Metazoa; Chordata; Aves; Passeriformes; Turdidae. Gene Ontology annotation, biological process: receptor localization to non-motile cilium; non-motile cilium assembly. Gene Ontology annotation, molecular function: GTP binding; GTPase activity.